Colletotrichum karsti is the source of this 735-nucleotide messenger RNA. RefSeq names its product thermoresistant gluconokinase. NCBI's taxonomy places the organism in Eukaryota, Fungi, Ascomycota, Sordariomycetes, Glomerellales, Glomerellaceae. Gene Ontology annotation, cellular component: cytoplasm. The record is from RefSeq and is a predicted model, not a curated record. Gene Ontology annotation, molecular function: gluconokinase activity. The coding region runs from base 1 to 735 and encodes 244 amino acids. The transcript has 2 exons.
AUGCUCUCCUACGACUCCCCAAUGUCCGUCAACGGUGUCAACGGACAGCCGCCCAAGUCCCCGGGGAGCCUUACCAAUGGCAUUCAGCAAGCCGUCGCCUCCAAGGCCCAGCCCAUAGUGCCUGGGGUUCCGACUUCCGCGAGCAACGCCGCCCACGUCAACGGAUCUCUGGACACAAAGUACCACCACAUUUGGCUAGUUACCGGCCCGGCUGGUUGCGGAAAGACUACGGUGGCCGAGUAUCUGGCGCAAAGCCUGAAGCUUCCCUACAUCGAGGGAGACAGCUUCCACCCCAAAGCCAAUAUCGAGAAGAUGGCCAACGGAAUCCCCCUGACCGACGCCGACCGAUGGGACUGGCUCGUUGCGUUGCGCGAGGAGUCCCGACACCAGCUUGCCGCAGGCUCUGACGGAGUUGUCCUGACGUGCUCUGCACUGAAGCGCAAGUACCGGGACGUCAUCCGCGUUGCUGGAUACUACGACCGCUCGAUUCUCAUCCACUUCAUCUACCUCUCAGCCUCCGAGGACGUCCUCGUACAACGCGUUACAGCCCGCAGCGCCUCCACCAACCACUACAUGGGCGCCAACAUGGUUCGCAGCCAGUUCCAGUCAUUGGAACCCCCCAUGGACGAUGAGACGGACGUUAUCAGCGUCGACGUCAGCCGCAGCAUCGAUGAGGUCAAGCGCGAUGCCUUGGCCCGCGUCACAGCCAUGAUGGAGAAGGAAGAUGAGCAAUAG